AUGCCCAAGGAACACAAGAAGCGCGGUCGCCGCGAGGAGCAGAAAAAGCGCAAGAGGGACGCCGACGACGAUGCCAGCUCCAAGCGCCCCAAGCAUGAAGAUUCUGACCUGCUCCAUGUCCAAGAUUCAGUCCAGGAACUCGCCAAUGGCCAAAUCAGCCGCCCCAAUGAGUCGCCUUUUUACGGAAUGCUCGACGAGCAGGAGCAGGAGUAUUUCAAAAAGGCCGACGAGAUGCUCGAGUUAAACCAGUUCGAAAGCACCGAGGACCGUGACAUCUUCCUGGCCAGUGUGUGGAAAGAGGCAGACAGCAAGGAAUUGAAAAUCGCCAACAGCCAGUCCUCGCGCCUACUUGAGCGCCUGAUCCUCCUAUCCUCGCCAGACCAGUUGAAAAGUCUGUUUCAAAAAUUCAGCGGACAUUUCCUCAACCUCGUCCAGAAUCGUUUUGCCUCCCACUGCUGCGAAGCACUUUUCAUAAAAGCUGCCCCUGCCGUUACGGAAGAGACUGUCAAAGCGGAACCUCUGCAGACCCCACCCGCCUCCGACCCCGAUGAAGUCGUCGUCUCGAUGGAAAAUCUCUUUCUCUUUACACUGGGCGAGCUCGAGGGAUACAUGGGUUUUUUGAUGACGGACAAGUACGCCUCUCAUGUACUCCGGGUGUUGCUUAUAAUCCUUUCAGGUGCGCCGUUGGAGAAACAGACAAAGUCUGUCAUGCAGAGCAAGAAGAAGGAAAAAAUUACUGUUUCUGGCGCAGAAAAGGGUCAGGAGCGUGUCUUGGAGGAGAGGGUUGUUCCCCAGUCUUUCCUGGACGCCCUGGAAAAGGUCAUUAGUGAUAGUGUCUCGGGCAUAGAGUCGCAUUACCUUCGUUCACUCACCACACAUCCGCUCGGUGGCCCAACCCUGCAGCUUCUUCUCAAGCUGGAAUUGGCGCAUUUCGGAAAGUCUCGAGCCAAGAACGAAAAGUCUAUCAUUCACCGACUGCUUCCUGACAACCCCAUUGCCGAAGGAACUGAAAGCGCCAUCCUCAUCAACGGUCUGGUAUAUGACACGGUAGGAUCCCGCCUGUUGGAAACAAUUAUCGAGAACGCGCCGGGUAAAUUGUUCAAGGCCAUCUAUGGAGAAUUCUUCAAAGAUCGCAUGGGCAACUUGUCACGCAAUGAAAUCGCGGGAUACGUGGUAGGUAAGAUUCUUGAGAGGCUCGGCAAAGACGACCUAGAAGAAGCUAUGCGCCAAAUCGUCGACCAGAUUCCCAGCCUAGUCGAACGCAACCGAACCGCUGUCAUCAAAGUGCUCAUUGAGCGCUGUGUGGCACGUGAAGUCAAUUGCGCACCCAUCACAGCACAACUUGAGGCCGCUUAUGCUGGUUCGAACGGCUUUGAAGUCACCCGCAUCCUUCGACUAAAUGAAGAAGAGGGAAAACUACGCGCCAGGCAUGUUCAGUCACCGGAAAAGGUUCAUGGAUCUCUGCUAGCACAAACCAUGAUGACCGUUGAUGGACCCCUUGGUCAGCUUGUGUUUGACUCUCUUGCCAACUUGUCGCCUGAGCUUGCCACUCAGCUGGCUCGUGACCCAACAGCAUCCAGGACACUUCAAGCAGCAUUAAUGUCAGAGAACGCGUCCGUCAUCUUCCGCCGCAAGAUGAUCCAACUAUUUUACGGUAAAAUUGGUGAGCUUGCACUCGACCCAGCAGCAUCGCACGUCAUCGACGCAAUCUGGCAGGGCACAGCCGGUCUGGCCUUCAUCCGCGAGCGCAUCGCCGAGGAGCUGGCGGAAAAUGAGAGUUCACUGCGUGAAUCUCAUGUAGGCCGUGCUGUCUGGCGAAACUGGCGCAUGGAUCUCUACAAGCGUAGGCGUAACGAUUGGGUCACACAAUCCCGCUACACAGCCGGUAAUCAAGGCUUCCAGUCAUUCCCAGAGGGCACUAGUGAUGCGCCUCAAAAUCCCAAGGCGGGCAGGCAGCUGACAGCUAUUGAGCUGGCAAGGCAGAAGCAUGCAGCUGCAAAGGCUACACAAGGAAAAGACGGCAAAAAGUCCAAGAAGGGAAGCCAAGCUACAAACGGUAGCCUCCUUGAUGCUAUCCAGGAGUUGAUCAUCCCGUUCAUUCGCUCUGCAGACGAAGAUGCUGCCACUAAGCACACCGGACAUGGUCUGCGAAUAGAAGGUAGUGGUGGCCCAAGAACUACAAUUGUUGAGCAUCACCCUCCCAAGAAACUGGAAUCGAUUCUCAGCGAAGAGUUGGAAAUCAAUGACAAAAAAGUUGGGAAAGAUGGACUAGUCAAGCUGGUGAGCACCGUGUUAAAAUAUAGCGUCAACACUUGGGAUCAAGGGUUCCUGGACAAAUUAUAUGCGAGUACGAACGCUGUGGGUGUAGUCAGCGAGCUGCUUUUGGCUGUGCUGAACACAAAUGCCCAUGUCUACCACGUCUCGCCCGUACUAACCCUUGUUGAAAAACGAACAACAAAGUACCUAGCUUCUCUCUUUGGCCUUCCAGAGAAGACUUGUGGAGGAAUCUCCCAACCAGGUGGCAGUGCCGCCAACGCCUCUGCCAUCGUCAUCGCUAGAAACACUCUAUUUCCAGAGACCAAAACUGACGGCAAUGGAACUCACAAAUUUACCCUCUUCACCUCAGCCCACGGCCACUACUCCGUCGAAAAGGCCGCCAACCUCUUCGGCCUCGGCUCUAAAAACGUCAUCGCCGUCCCUGUCGACGAUGAUGGCCGCAUGAUCCCCUCUGAACUCGAGCGCCUCGUCACCGAAUCCAAGACCCGCGGCGAAACCCCCUUCUUCGUCAACGCCACAGCAGGCACCACCGUCCACGGCUCCUUCGACCCCUUCCCCGCCCUCUCUUCAAUCUGCAAAUUGCACAACCUCUGGCUCCACAUCGAUGGCUCCUGGGGCGGUAGUGUUAUCUUCUCUCCUACCUACGCCCCUGCGCGUCUUGCAGGCUCCCACCUCGCAGACAGCAUAACCGUCAAUCCACAUAAAAUGCUCGGCGUUCCCAUGACUAGCAGCUUCUUGCUCGGCAGAGACAUGAAUUCCUUUUACCACGCCCUUACGCUCCCCGCAGGCUACCUCUUCCACAACGCCCCCGGCACAGAUGCACAGGAUAUAUACGACCUAGCAGACUUGACACCCCAGUGUGGUCGCCGCGCAGAUAGUUUGAAGUUCUUCCUCGCACUGCAAUAUUAUGGCCCCCAGCAUUUCAGCGACUUGGUCGACAGAGCCUACGACAACGCAGAGUAUCUGCUGCAAAAACUCAAGGAUAGCGGCAGUUUCAAGACGAUUAGUCCGGAGCCGCUGCCUUGUUUGCAAGUGUGCUUUUACUAUGCCAAGGGUGGGUUGGUGAGCGAGGAUUCGGAGAAGAAUAGUCAGGCUACGACGGAGAUUGCGCACAGAUUGGUAGGUAGGGGGUUCAUGGUUGAUUUUGCGCCCGGUGAGCAAGGCAAGUUUUUUAGGGUUGUGGUGAAUGGUAAUGUGGGCAGGAGGACAAUGGAUGGCUUGGUGAAAGCGAUUGAGGAUGCGGCAGCGGAGUUGAGGUUGUGA
Bipolaris victoriae FI3 is the source of this 3540-nucleotide messenger RNA. RefSeq lists its product as hypothetical. The transcript is spliced from 4 exons. Gene Ontology annotation, biological process: carboxylic acid metabolic process. The record is from RefSeq and is a predicted model, not a curated record. Gene Ontology annotation, molecular function: RNA binding; carboxy-lyase activity; pyridoxal phosphate binding. Gene Ontology annotation, cellular component: cytoplasm. NCBI's taxonomy places the organism in Eukaryota, Fungi, Ascomycota, Dothideomycetes, Pleosporales, Pleosporaceae. Bases 1 to 3540 code for a protein of 1179 amino acids.